Molecule: messenger RNA, 1083 nt
Organism: Hyalella azteca
Lineage: Eukaryota; Metazoa; Arthropoda; Malacostraca; Amphipoda; Hyalellidae
Exons: 5
Coding region: 51-926 (291 amino acids)
Source: RefSeq, a predicted model, not a curated record
CGUGUGACAUACAAAGAAUUAUAACUAAACUCGAGACGUACGGCACAGCAAUGAAGCUCAAGAUAAUAUUCUUCUGGUGCAUGUUUGUGUACGACAAGCUCGUCUCAGCCGACACCAUGGAGAGGUUGUCAGGCCGCAAGCUCCCUCAGAACUCCGUCGUGUCGUCGCGUCCGGUCAAAAGUGUCUGUGAAUGUAAGAAUAGUUGUUUCGAUGACCUGGACUGUCGUGGGUGCGAGAGCGAGCCUCUUCCUAACGGUCGUCAGAUGUGUCACUUCACCAACACCAACUUCACCAAGUCUGACUUCAGCACCUCAAACGGCUCGGUCUCCUUCAUUAAGCAUGGUCUGUGCGACCCACCCUAUUUUCCUUUGGAUGGCGUGGGUUGCAUCUUCGUGUCGUCUGAACCGUUGCUCUUUCAUGAAGCUGUCAUCAGCGGCUGCCCUCCAGGCUUCAGGCUCUUCACUCCCUCGGACGACCAACAGUACUGGGCAGCAACGAAGUAUCUCUUGGAAAAGUAUCUUCAGCCCCGUGAUGACGGAAAGUGCGGACCGAACUUCCCGCUUGCGGACGGCACUCCGGCGGCCUGCAACCGAACCGGGCCUGGGCCUGCGAUGUGUUGCCGCUCUAAUGGAACAUGUACUAACGAAACGUUGUGCACCGCGCCCGGAAGUGUCGAUUACAGAGCUUUGACUAAAUCAAUGUGGACGAGCUUGACGAUGGUUGGUUCUGAAUGGAAGUUCGACAACGGCCGAGUGAUUCCGAAUGCUACCGGAUCAAGCUACUGGGGACCUUACGAUCCGAAAAGCGGUACAGCAAUUCAAUGCGCCGCCAUGUGGUAUGCCCCCGGCAGAGACACGCUCUACCAUCUUGCCAACGCCGACUGCAACAGCUACAAGGCUCCGUCCUUCUGCCACCGACGAAUCUGAAUUUUUAUAACACUUCUCUUUAACUUCACUUCAUGUUUGUUUGUUUGUUUGUCUGCUACAAAUCGUAUAAUCGAUAUUUACCUCACUUACAGUAUACCUCUCCUAUCAAUCUGAUAUUUCGCACAUUUGCGUAAAGUUGGAUACAAUGCAUGGAUCA